This is a messenger RNA of Dermacentor albipictus, 899 nucleotides long. RefSeq lists its product as uncharacterized. The record is from RefSeq and is a predicted model, not a curated record. Gene Ontology annotation, molecular function: nucleic acid binding. NCBI's taxonomy places the organism in Eukaryota, Metazoa, Arthropoda, Arachnida, Ixodida, Ixodidae.
AUGCAUCCACAACACCACGAGGCGCGCCGCCGAGCUCCAGCUAAGGCGCUCCAUCGUUAUUACGGCCCCGAACCGGACGCCGUAUGGAUGGACGCCGCAUGCAUGGGAGAGCAAGCGGUUGCCGCCGUGGUGGGCUCCUCCCUCUCCCCACUCAUCACACUACCCCUCCCCCCACACACUUCCCCAGAAGCUGCAGAGGAAGCUGCGAUUGCCAUUGCCAUCACCCAUACGGAAGCCCGGUACAUAAUAACAGAUUCAAAAACAGCUAUACUAAAUUUUGCACGAGGCCGAGUCCAUGUUCCUGCUUUUUGCAUACUGGACUCGCCCGCUGCACCUCCACCCCGCCAUGUGGAGCUGAUAUGGGUGCCUGCGCACUCCGGGAAUCCCGGGAACGAGGCUGCCAACCCUUUAGCCCGAGGUUCUAUUAACCGGGCUCAGGUGGCCUCCGAUCCGGGAUUCACGAAGGAGCGCAUGCACUCUUUCAGCGAUCUGACGCAGGCUUAUAGGGCAGCACGUCAGAUCUACCCCCCACCUCACCCAUCCCUAGACAACAGGCAUGCGACACUGUGGAGGCGACUCCAGACCCACACACUCCCCUCCCCUGUCACCCUAUCCCAUUACCAUCCCUCUUUCCCCACGCCCGCCUGCGCCCUCUGUCCCGAACCGUUCGCAUCCGCCAUCCACAUCCUCUCGCUUUGCCCGGCGGACCCUCCCCCGCGGGGCCUGGAGCACCUGACAUCGUGGGGGGACUGGGAGACCGUGCUCCGCUCUGAGGACCCGGCAACGCAGACCAUCGCGACCAGCCGGGCUGCCAGUGUUAUGGACCUACGGAACAUAAACACUUGAGUGGACUACGGUCGUGCGGGGGCCCAGGGGCCUACGUGGCCCGAACACCUCUG